AUGAGGAAAUAAAAGAAAUCACACUAGCGAGACGUAUGCUAUUGUCCUGCCCUGCACUCUUCAGAUUUGAAAAGUUAAACGGACGUAUUUAUUUGUGUGUUACUUACAAAAAGUCCGCUCAGCCAUGUCAAAGACAACAACCCUGAAAAUAAGCAGCGCGAGUGCAGUUAAGGUGGAAAACUUCCGCCAGACGCUGUAUCAUCAGGCAGAGAAUCUGUUCUCCAACUACAUCCCCCUGAAGAUUGUACAGCUGGACGCUCUGCUGAGGGAUGACGCCCUCAGUAUCACAGACAUGACCUCGCUCCAUGCCCCCCUGGACAUCCCCAUACCAGACCCUCCUUCCACAGAGGAAGAGGAAAUGGAGACGGAUAAGAAUGAAGACGAUGAGAAGAAAAAGAAGAAGGCAGCUCCAAAAUGUGGCUUCAUCAAGGGGAAUGAGAAGAUUAUGAUGCUUCUAGAGAGAGUGAAACCAGAGAUUGUCGCUCUUAGAGAGACCAUCAUCAAUGUCUCCUGCUGGAUUCAGCACCUCAUCCCGAAAAUAGAAGAUGGAAAUGACUUCGGUGUUGCCAUCCAGGAGAAAAUUUUGGAGAGAAUCGCUGCAGUGAAGACCAAAGUCGACGGUUUUCAGACAAACAUCAACAAGUACUUUUCAGAGAGGGGAGAUUCUGUUGCAAAAGCUUCUAAAGACACUCAUGUGAUGGAUUACCGCUCGCUUGUCCACGACAAGGACGAGGCCAUCUACUCUGAGAUCAGAGUGAUCGUCCUCGACAUUCGCGGCUUCUACGCCGAGCUUUACGACAUCGUCAGCAAGAAUCUCGAAAAGGUGACCAAUCCGAAAGGCGAGGAGAAACCUUCAAUGUACUGACGCGGCAGGAGAGGGACGCUCUGUGUCUUCAAUAUCAAUCAACUCUGUUCAGUAAUGCUGCGCCUGGAUGAGUUUCCAAUUUUGCUUAUUCGUCUCAAUAAAACAAACAAAAAAAACCCUGGAUCAAAGUUUUAUCCCUGCUGUUGUGUGAAGACACAUUAGUUUUAGACAAACACUUGCACUAAAUUAAAAUUGUUUAAAACAAUAAAGAAAAGCUUGUUUUUAUUCAAA
Molecule: messenger RNA, 1096 nt
Organism: Micropterus dolomieu (smallmouth bass)
Lineage: Eukaryota; Metazoa; Chordata; Actinopteri; Centrarchiformes; Centrarchidae
Gene: psme2
Product: proteasome activator subunit 2
Exons: 11
Coding region: 125-865 (246 amino acids)
Biological process (GO): positive regulation of endopeptidase activity; regulation of G1/S transition of mitotic cell cycle; regulation of proteasomal protein catabolic process
Cellular component (GO): proteasome activator complex; nucleoplasm; cytoplasm
Molecular function (GO): endopeptidase activator activity
Source: RefSeq, a predicted model, not a curated record